Molecule: messenger RNA, 3054 nt
Organism: Scomber japonicus (chub mackerel)
Lineage: Eukaryota; Metazoa; Chordata; Actinopteri; Scombriformes; Scombridae
Gene: tbk1
Product: TANK-binding kinase 1
Biological process (GO): peptidyl-serine phosphorylation
Cellular component (GO): cytoplasm
Molecular function (GO): ATP binding; protein serine/threonine kinase activity; protein binding
Source: RefSeq, a predicted model, not a curated record
AGAGCAGCAGGAAGAAGAAGCUUCGGCCGCAGGAAAAAAAAGGACCUCUGAGCCGUCAGGAUGCAGAGCACCACUAACUAUCUGUGGCUGAUCUCAGAUCUGCUCGGUCAGGGAGCGACGGCCAACGUCUACCGCGGCAGACACAAGAAAACUGGCGACCUGUAUGCGGUUAAAGUUUUCAACAACUUGAGUUUCUUGCGGCCUCUCGAUGUUCAGAUGAGAGAAUUUGAAGUUCUGAAGAAACUGAACCACAAGAACAUCGUCAAGCUGUUCGCUGUGGAGGAAGAGUCUAACACCCGUCACAAGGUGCUGGUGAUGGAGUAUUGUCCGUGUGGAAGUCUCUACACGGUGUUGGAGGAGUCGUCUAACGCGUACGGACUUCCUGAGGACGAGUUCCUCAUCGUGCUGCACGACGUCGUGGCAGGGAUGAACCACCUGAGAGAGUACGGCAUCGUUCACCGAGACAUCAAACCAGGAAACAUCAUGCGAGUGAUCGGAGAGGACGGACGCUCCGUCUACAAGCUCACCGACUUCGGAGCGGCUCGAGAGCUCGAGGACGACGAGCAGUUUGUGUCUCUGUACGGGACGGAGGAGUACCUGCACCCUGACAUGUAUGAGCGAGCCGUGCUGAGGAAGGAUCACCAGAAGAAGUACGGAGCCACGGUGGAUCUGUGGAGCAUCGGCGUGACGUUCUACCACGCUGCCACCGGCUCGCUGCCGUUCAGACCCUUCGAAGGACCGCGCCGGAACAAGGAAGUCAUGUAUAAAAUCAUCACAGAGAAACCGUCGGGAACGAUCUCCGGUCAUCAGAAGUGUGAGAACGGGAAGAUCGAGUGGAGCACCGAGAUGCCGGUUUCCUGCAGCCUGUCCAAGGGUCUGCAGAGCCUCCUGACCCCGGUGCUGGCUAACAUCCUGGAGGCGGACCAGGAGAAGUGUUGGGGCUUCGAUCAGUUCUUCGCUGAGACCAACGACAUCCUGCAUCGCACCGUGGUCUACGUGUUCAGCCUGCAGCAGGCCACGCUGCACCACGUCUACAUCCACGAGUACAACACGGCGGCGCUGUUCCAGGAGCUGCUCUCCCGUCGGACCAGCAUCCCGCUACACAACCAGGAGCUGCUGUACGAGGGCCGGCGGCUGGUCCUGGACCCCAACCGCCAGGCCAAGACCUUCCCCAAGACCUCCAGAGAUAAUCCCAUCAUGCUGGUCAGCCGCGAGUCCGUCGCCACCGUCGGACUCAUCUUUGAAGACCCGAGUCCUCCUAAAGUUCAGCCUCGCUACGACCUCGACCUGGACGCCAGCUACGCUAAGACGUUUGCAGGGGACGUGGGACAUCUGUGGAAGACGUCGGAGUCUCUGCUGGUUUAUCAGGAGCUGGUGAGGAAAGGAGUCCGAGGCCUCAUAGAGCUGAUGAAGGAAGAUUACUCAGAGAUUCAACACAAGAAGUCAGAAGUGUUUCAUCUGUGUAACUGCUGCACGCAGAUACUGGAGAGGACCGAGCAGCUGUUCGAGGUGAUGAUGCAAGCCAACAUGAUGUCAUCAGAGUACGACGAGAUCUCAGACAUGCACAAGAAAGUAGUGAGAAUCUCCGGCUCUCUGGAGCCCAUAGAGAGAACCUCUCAGGACAUCAAGAGUAAAUUUCUUCCUGGAAAUCUGCUGACGGACGUUUGGACUCAACAAGUAGGAACUCACCCUGAAGACAGGAAUGUGGAGAAGAUCAAAGUCUUGCUGGACGCGAUCACAGCGAUCUACCAACAGUUUAAGAAAGACAAAGCAGAACGACGUCUGCCGUACAACGAGGAGCAGAUCCACAAGUUUGAUAAACAGAAGCUCGUGCUCCACGCCAGCAAGGCUCGCUCUCUGUUCACGGAGGAAUGCGCCAUGAAGUACCGACUGUUCAUCUCUAAGAGCGAAGAGUGGAUGAGGAAGGUUCAUCAUGUGAGGAAGCAGCUGCUGAGUCUCUCCGGUCAGCUGAUCAACAUCGAGAAGGAAGUGACGAUGCUGAUGGAGCGAUCCAUCAAGCUGCAGGAACAUCUGCCUCAGAAGGUUCUUCCUCUCGUCUCCAGCGGAAUGAAACCUCAAGCUUACCUCAGUCAGAACACUCUGGUGGAGAUGACUCUGGGGAUGAAGAAGCUGAAGGAGGAGAUGGAGGGAGUGGUGAAGGAGCUGGCGGAGAACAACCACUUCUUAGAGAGGUUCGGCACGUUGACGCUGGACGGAGGUUUGAGGGGCUGAAGUCGUCGUAGCGUCGGCGGCUCGUUGUACAUAUUCUGUGUUUAUCGUGUAAAUAACGUCAGACUGAGACUUUGGAGCUUUUUGUAUGAACGGUUCUGCUGAACGGACGCAUUAGAAACAAAAAGACAAACAGCUUUAAAACAUUUAAAACAUUUAAAACAUUUAAAACGCUUCCAGGAGGAAAUUCAACCUUAAAUUAACCCUUAACGUCCCAGAUCCCUUAAAUGAGCCUUAACUGACUGAUUAAGGAGAUUUUAAAGGAUAUGUGAGAUUCCCCUUAACGGACCGUCAGACUGGUGAAAUUAAGGUUUAAAUAUUUACAUUUUAUUUCAGUAUUUGACAUUUUUACUCAGUUUUGGCUCAAAUUAAUAGUUUCUAUAUUUAUUAUUUAUAAAUCUCCCAAAUUCAGCACAGAUACAGUAAAGUGAUGGGUUAUAAUACGUUAAGGGGUUUUAUUAAGGGUUUAUUUUACUCACAUAAAACAGCAUGAAAGUUUUAUUUAAUUAAUAAUUAAUUAAAAAAUGACUUUCAUGUUUGUUUGUUUAACCCUUAAAAAAAAAAUCCCUUAAAUCCUCCAAAACCCCUUAAACAUGUUCCAGGUUAAUAAUAAAAUAUGAAAUGUGUCUUUAAUCAGUAGAGAGCAGAUCAGACACAUUAAACUCAUUUUAUCUGAUUAUUAUUAUUUAUUGUUGGAAAAUCAAUAAUUCAUCAAACUUUAGUCUUUUGUAUUUUAUCUUUUUUUGCUCAUCAUGAAUCUUUAAGGGUUAAAUUUGGUCAGAAAUCAGAAAAUGGAUCAAAAUGUAAAUAAAUAAAUAAAUAAAA